AUGAAAAGCUACAGCUCGGGGAUCCCACCAGCUAAGACAAAAUCGACCCUUCAUUCCUCCCAAUCGGAACCUGGGUUUCAAAGAGGCCAAGAUACAGAGACAAGACCGGCUGGAGCCUCUUCCUACGCUAAUAUUAGAAGGGAUGGUUUGCGAAAUCAAGCACCUAGCUCCCCACCGCCGCCACUAACUACAUACACCCUUCCCAUUCCCCUCCACGUUAACAAGGAUAUGGAGAGAUGGAUUCACAACACCACGCUUACUGGUGAGGUAAUUUCAUUAACAUACCUUGGACAUCUCCCAGCUUUAAUGAAAAUACAUAGCGACAUUGAGGUAGAAGUAAAAUAUGAUGGACUUUUGCAAGCUAUACUUAACUUCCAAAGUACGGUGGAUAUGAACAAAUUUUUGUGUACUCCCAACUUUGAAGCAAUCAUUAACAAAUUCGGCAAAAUCUUGGUCACAUACGAUGGUGUUAAAGACCGAAUUGACCUAUCAUGCGUUAAGCUUAGAAUCCUUAGUGGAGUUAAAAGGAAGAUUAAUGACAAAAUAAUAGUCUGCUUGAACGACCAACUACUUUCAGUUGCGAUCAUGGAAUACGAGGAUGAGCCUUGGAUACCAUUCAAAUACAACACAGACGAUCAACCAUAUAAAAGUGAAUGGGAAGAAAGAUUUCCGGAAGAAAACAACUCAAUGGAAGGGGACGACAAUGAUGACGCAUCUUCUGAUACCCCUACGAAUGAGAUGGAAGAAGGUGAGAUAUUAGAAACCCAUAUUGUCGGCAACUUGCCGGAAAAUGCAAACGUAGCCACACCGGUGUUGCCAGCGAAGAUGCUAAACUCAUUAAAGUCCCCAAUAAUCGAGGUGACAGGACACACAACCCCAUGCACGAACGAGAUGGAAGUAGAAGGGGAAGAUUCGUCUGGGGAUAAGAACUUGGACGAGACAUCGGUUGACUUACAAAUUAGGUCAAACAGUUCUAAUAUGAAUAUCCAAGCCCAUCUGUCUGCUACAUUGGAAAAUGUUCCUUUGGACAACCCAAACCCAAUUUCACUUGUUAAUGAAUUGGCCCGUUUAGGAAGUUUCGAACCUUUCCCCAAUCAUCAUUAUGUGCUCACUGCUAAUCAAAAAUCCUCCCAUAAACGGAAAAGUCUUCAUAGAUCGCUCUCACCCCCAAUUAACAGAAUCCCGUCAUUCCCCUUAUUAAACGAUGAGUCCGACCAGAACUUAAAAGAAGCAGUGCUGCCGAAGAUUACCACUACCUCUGACCGUACUCCGGCACCUCUCCUGACCUCCUUCACAGGGCAUUUUUCCAUUGCAGAACCCGAGAUCAUUGCAACGAUUGGUAACCUAAUUGGGUUUAGCAUGACAGCAGCACACCCUAUGUGUCACACCCCAAAACUUAGAACGGCGGAAACGUUCUGGGGUGGAGGACGUUAUGUAAAGUAUCACAACAAUUCAAAGUAG
Lactuca saligna is the source of this 1461-nucleotide messenger RNA. The record is from the annotation of a GenBank genome assembly. NCBI's taxonomy places the organism in Eukaryota, Viridiplantae, Streptophyta, Magnoliopsida, Asterales, Asteraceae.